AUGGGUAUCAAGGGAAUUUACGGGGAGAUUGGACCCGGAGAAAGAGUAGCUCUUUCGAAAAUCUCGAUCGAGAAAUAUGAGAAAACUGGAAUUCCUUUGCGGAUAGCAAUCGAUAUCUCGAUAUGGAACUUCCAAAUUCAGUCUGGUCAAGGUGGUACGAAUCCGGCGCUGCGAACACUGUACUAUCGACUUCUUCGCCUUCUUUCUAUUUCCGUACAGCCAUUGUUUGUCUUUGAUGGGCCUCACAAACCACCCGUCAAGCGUAACAAGCAAACGGGGCGCGGCGGUGCUUCCAUCCCGGAUUUGAUGACUAAAGAACUACUUAAAUUAUUCGGGUUUGCAUAUCAUAUUGCUCCUGGAGAAGCUGAAGCAGAGUGUGCUCUUCUACAGCGUGAAGGGGUUGUAGAUGCUGUGCUGAGUGAAGAUGUCGAUACACUUAUGUUUGGAAGUGGGCUGACAUUCCGAAGCUGGUCUGCUGGAGCAACGGAGAAGAAGAGUGGUGCUGGUUCACCAACACAUGUUAAUGUUUAUGAUGCUAAAGCUACUAAAGCCGGUAAAUCAGGACUGGAUCGUGAAGGGAUGAUUCUAGUAGCUUUGAUGAGUGGUGGCGAUUAUAAAACCGAAGGAAUUCCUGGAUGUGGUGUGAAGGUUGCUUGUGAAGCUGCUAGAGCCGGCUUUGGAAAGAGGUUGUGUCAGAUUCGAAGAGAGGACGUAGCCGCGUAUGAUAAAUGGAGAGCAGAUUUGGCUCACGAAUUAUUCACAAACGAAAGCAAGUUCUUUAGAACUAAACGAAAGGCUCUACAAAUCCCUGAAGAUUUCCCGGAUCGUAAAGUUCUGGGUUACUAUACACAUCCUGUUGUUUCAUCUUUGGCCAAGAUUGAAAGGCUUCGGGACCAGAUUGUAUGGGAAGGAGAGAUUAAUAUUCCAAGACUUCAAAAUUUCGUCGGCGAUGCAUUUGAAUGGAAAGGGAAAGAGGGGGCAAAAAAGUUUGUACGAGGUUUAGCACCAGUUUUGUUGCUCACAAAACUUCGUCAACGUGGAGAUCGUCAAGAUUCCGGAUACGAUGACCCUAUGCUUACAAAAAUUAACGAGAUGAAAUUGGUAAAGUCUAUCUGCGGCCAAAGAAGACAUGUCACUACGGAUGAAGUUCCAGAAUUGAGAGUCAUCUACCAGCCUCUUGAAAUCGUUAAUAUUGAUCUAGAUGAAGAAGACGAUGAGGUUGAAGACUACGGAAGAGAUGGAUUGGCCCCUCUUCUUGAGGAUGAUCAAAUUCAGGCGUACGCAUCGGAUGAUGCGGCACCAACUGAUACUCCACGAAAACGUGGUCCUUCUCCAUAUGAUCCCACAAAAGCGGAUAAAUUAUGGAUAUUUGAGUCUAUUGUUAAGGUUGGCGUACCACUUACUGUAGAGGACUAUGAAGAAGCUCUUCGAGACCCUAAAAAGGCCUUGAAACAAAAGGCUGCUGCAAAAAGAGCAGCAACUAAAACCACCAAGCCUAGAGCAUCAAGUCAAAGUACCGGUGGCAUGUCUAAGAGUGCAAUGGAUCGUUUUGUCGAGAGAUCAGAAAGAGGCAUCAGGCCUACAGCCAAAGCACUGAGUCAGCCUACCCAAAAUAUCGAACUAUCGGAAGAUGACCUACCACCUCAAUUCUUGGCUCCAAGUAUUAGAAGUCCUAAGUCACCAGUACCAGUAGUGACAAAGAAACGACUCAUACGCGGUCAUAAACCCGCUGCUGUCAAAGAGAAGGAAAACCCAAGGUUGAAUCCAUGGGCUACAUCUCAAUCAUCAUUUUCUCAACCUUUACCUCAAAUUACAAAGGCCUCACGUCUUCGAAAACCCUCAACUCCAACUAAAACAUUUCAACCCUAUGGCUCGAUGAGUCCAAGUCCCAAACCUCAAUACAUCCCUUCACCACUCUCCAGACAAAAGCAUCGACAACAACAUGUUUCCUUAAGUGAUGACGAAGCGGAUGAGCCAUCUCUCCCACUUAACAGAACUCCAGUCUACAGCGAUCGACCCUCUCCACAGAAAAGGCGGUCUUCACCCCCAACAAACACAAGAUCAGGCCUCUCUUCACCUCUAGCAGCUCUCCAUACGAAUCCGAGCACCCGCCCACCACUCACUCCCCAACCCACAAACCGUAAAAUCAAUUUUUCACUACACUCUUCAAGCAAUAAAUCUUCUUCCUCGGGCUGCUCAUCCAUCUCCAAGUCUUCCUACAAAACUGCUCCUUCGCAAAAUUACUCACCAGGAAGAAUCAUCGACCUCACUUCCUCCCCUCCCGGAACCCCAUCCGCCUUUCCCGAACCAUUGAUCCAAGAUUUCGAUGACUCUCCCAGAUAUCCCAAACUUGUUAUUCCAUCUAGUUCUCCCCUGCCAAUGAAAAUGAGUCCGCAAUAUAACAAUCACGAUUACGCUUACGAUUACGAACAUAGCCAUGAUCAUAAUAACACUUACACACCCACAUACCACACCACCAUCAACAUCAACACUACAAUCUACAACAUCACCAAUUCCCCCUCCCAUUCACCCCUCAAACCUAAAUCUCUCAAAUUCCUUUCGCGACGAACCCCGCAAGGAGAAGAAGAAAAAGAAGGAGAACAAAUCAACGAAAUUGAAACGAUAAGGGAACAAACAAUCGAAACGGAAAUAGUCGAGGAAAAUGUAUCGUUUGAUAGAGGGAAAAGGGAGAAAAAUACGAGGAGAUAUAUUAUGCUGCGCGAAUCGUUACCUGGGUCGUGGAGGGAAGUGGGGAGGGAGGAGUUGGUGGAGGGGAGGAGUAGAGCGUGGAGGGCGGAGGAGGUGGAAGUUUUGGAUUUGACGGGGGAGUAA
This is a messenger RNA of Botrytis byssoidea, 2832 nucleotides long. RefSeq lists its product as uncharacterized. The record is from RefSeq and is a predicted model, not a curated record. The coding region runs from base 1 to 2832 and encodes 943 amino acids. The transcript is spliced from 3 exons. NCBI's taxonomy places the organism in Eukaryota, Fungi, Ascomycota, Leotiomycetes, Helotiales, Sclerotiniaceae. Gene Ontology annotation, molecular function: 5'-flap endonuclease activity; crossover junction DNA endonuclease activity.